CUUCCCGUCCGGGCAGUCGUUGCACCCAAACACUCGCAGCUAGUGCUUCCGCCCAGACGAAGUUCCGCACGCCUCGGCGCGGGGGACCGAGGCGACCCCCAGUUUACCGGUUCGGCGCCAGGAUGGCUCCCAAACUUCGAGACUCUGUGGAGGAGCUCCGCGCCGCCGGCAACCUGAGCUUCCGCAACGGCCAGUUCGCCGAGGCCGCCACACUCUACAGCCGCGCGCUACGGAUGCUGCAGGCGCAAGGUUCUUCAGACCCAGAAAAAGAAAGUGUUCUCUACUCCAACCGAGCAGCAUGCCACUUGAAGGACGGGAACUGCAUAGACUGCAUCAAGGACUGCACUUCAGCGCUGGCCUUGGUUCCCUUUGGCAUGAAGCCCCUGCUGCGGCGAGCGUCAGCCUACGAGGCUCUGGAGAAGUACACCCUGGCCUACAUGGACUACCUGACCGUGCUGCAGAUUGAUGACAGUGUGACGUCAGCCUUGGAAGGCAGCAGCAGAAUGACCAGAGCUCUUAUGGACUCCUUUGGGCCCGACUGGCGCCAGAAGCUGCCCUCUAUCCCCUUGGUGCCUGUUUCAGCUCAGAAGAGGUGGGAGUGUUUGCCUUCGGAAAACUGCAAAGAGACGGCUAAAAGCAAAUCCAAAGAAACCACAGCUACGAAGAGCAGAGUGCCUUCUGCUGGGGAUGUGGAGAGAGCCAGAAUUCUGAAGGAGGAAGGCAAUGAGCUUGUAAAGAAGGGGAACCAUAAGCAAGCGAUUGAGAAGUACAAUGAGAGCCUCUGGUUUAGUAACUUGGAAUCCGCCACGUACAGCAACAGGGCGCUCUGCCAUCUGGUGCUGAAGCAGUACAAGGAGGCCGUGAAGGACUGCACAGAAGCCCUCAGGCUGGACGGAAAGAACGUGAAGGCGUUUUACAGACGGGCUCAAGCCUACAAGGCACUCAAGGACUAUAAAUCCAGCUUUGCGGACAUCAACAGCCUCCUGCAGAUUGAGCCCAGGAACGGCCCCGCACAGAAGUUGCGGCAGGAGGUUAACCGGAGCUUAAACUAAAAACCCAGAGGGGCGGGCAGCAGGACACCUCUGCCUGACCACCUUCCUCCGUGCCUGCUCCCGGGACCCGGCAUGCCCCAGAGCCAGCUCCGAAGCACCCUCCUCUGCCCCUCAGAGACGUGAUGGCCUCCCACCCCUCAAGAGGAUUUGCCUGUUCAAAUUAAGCUCAGUGUAGUCAAAAACAAGACGCUUUGUUGGAAAGGUCUCUCCCUGUUCCGAACUCCCUGUGCUGCGGACAGCGAGCGGGUCACACAGGCAGGUCCUCGUAGGCAGAGCCCUCGGCUGGCUCUGCCCAGCACGCUCCAGACCGAGUUGCCCUUCCAGCGGCACCAGGCACCCUCACCGUGGUCCACCUGAGCAACCUGGGCUGGGGCGUGGGGGGCACUGGGAAGCCCUGAGCCGCCUACACCCAAAGCAGCCUGUUGAGCUGGUCUCCAGCGCUGCUGUCCCUGCCCGGUCCUCGGCACAGCACUCUGUGUUCUGAGCCCCAGUGCCUUUUGGCCGAGCCCUCCUUCGGUGGGGAUGCAGGACCUGGCCCUUGGCCAGCUUUGUCUGUGGUUCUGUGCCGCCGCCCCCUGCGUGGAGGCGCCUGAGCUGUUUCAAGAGCCGGAAGGUGUGGCUGCUGCUUCGGAAGGCGAGAUGGGGAGAAAGGCCUCCCGGAGGUCAGUGUCCUUCCGUCCCGGCAGGGACCCCUCGAGGCUUCUUAGUUCUUUGUAAUAUGUUGACGUUAAUCUGAACUGAACUGACUGAUUCUGUUGAAAUGUGUGUUGAAGCUACCGCAUUUAACGUUUUCUACCUAAAUGGCUGUUGUACUUUCAUUUAUGCUUUUUCAGUUUUGGUUCAUUUUGGAACUUUGCAAUAAUAAAAAAAAGACUGCUUAUGGAGCACUCA
Balaenoptera ricei (Rice's whale) is the source of this 1943-nucleotide messenger RNA. RefSeq names its product translocase of outer mitochondrial membrane 34 (gene TOMM34). Lineage: Eukaryota; Metazoa; Chordata; Mammalia; Artiodactyla; Balaenopteridae. The record is from RefSeq and is a predicted model, not a curated record. Gene Ontology annotation, cellular component: cytosol; mitochondrion. Bases 123 to 1052 code for a protein of 309 amino acids. The transcript has 7 exons. Gene Ontology annotation, molecular function: heat shock protein binding.